AUGCCAAGUGUUUUGAGCAAUGAUGACCUUCUAUGUAAUGAUGCUGACACUCUGAUCCUGCAGAAUAUCGAGUUGGUCGACAUUUUUAGCCGAAAAUUUGCAUUGCUGCAACCCCUUGCCUUUCACAGGUUUCCAAAUGAAAGCCUUAUAUACCAUGGUUACCUUGGCUGUUCUCCGCUGCACCCGACUGUUGCCAUUUCUCUUUGCAUGCUUGCGGCUUAUCGACAGUCUCACAGGACUUGCCCCUGGUUUAGCAUUCAAGUGCAGUGUAAGGCCCUAUGCCACCUCCACAAUAUUCCUUACCAACCAUAUUUAAAUAUGCAAUUCUUGGACGCAUAUGAUGUUUACCUUGAGAUCUUGCAUCGGGUAGACUCCCUCAUCAAAGCAGCACUGAAGUGCGAUACACAAGAUUGGUGCCUUCUCAACUCGUGUCCCUGUUGCUGUUACAAACUAGACGACGAAGAUGACAUGACUUUUGAGUGGCUUGCCACCAUUGACGGCAAUAAUAGCUUGAAAAGAUGGUCAUCUUCUAUUUAUGGCACAUCUCCAAGGGAUGAUUUGUGGACUCAAUGUUCUGACUACUGGCUCCAUUGCACGAAAGUUGACCAAUUCCAACUUAAUGGUGCUCAACCUCAUGUAAUUUCCAAUCAGCAAGAUCCCACUGAUGACUGGGAGGAUGUGGUACAGUCAGACUCAGCACCAUUCAACUGCAUUGACCACUGGCGAAAUGCUGGUCCAGAAGCAUGUAAAUGCAUGUUUUCGGUUUUCGAAGAAUCUGGCAUUUUUAUUGUGGCCUGUCGCCACUGGUUCAUUCUUUUAGUGUGUGAUAUGGUCAAAAGUGGCGAAUUCUCAAAAUACCCACUCGCUACUCUAGAUCAUCUGCUCAAUGUCUAUGGGAAGAAUGGUGGCGUUGCAUACAAUAUCAGCUGCGCAUUUUCCAAGACACUGGAAAAUAGCUGCCUUGGACCCCGCACUUGUGAACUCAAUUUAUGA
This is a messenger RNA of Suillus discolor, 993 nucleotides long. RefSeq lists its product as uncharacterized. The record is from RefSeq and is a predicted model, not a curated record. Lineage: Eukaryota; Fungi; Basidiomycota; Agaricomycetes; Boletales; Suillaceae. Bases 1 to 993 code for a protein of 330 amino acids. The transcript has 4 exons.